AUGCCUAGCCUCACCACCACCACCGCUGCGAGCUCCCAGGUCAGCCUCAGCCUGAAAGCAUCUUCCUCAUCGUCCCCCGCAGCACCCAGCCCGUCCGCGGCGUCGUCCGCCAACUCGACUCUACGCUCGCUCUAUCCCCGCGCAGCAAAGGCCUUUUUGCAGCGCGACGUCGCCCUCACCCACUCCCUGCUCGCCUCUGCCUUCUCGGUGCUCGAGCAGGCCCCGCCUGGCACCCCUGAUGCGCUCGCCACACCCCGCCGCAAGUGGGAGAUCCUCCGCAUUACGUUCGAGACGACCCUGUAUGCCGCCCCGCCCGCACCCGAUCCCGCCGCACUCCCGCCUGCGCUCCGCGCACACCUGAUGCUCUCCCCCGAGCCGUUCGUCGCCACGACCCACGCGCGCGCGCUGCAGCUCUUCACGCCCGCCGACCGCGCACAGCCGUCUGCGGCGUUUCUGCCCGCGCAGAUCCUUGUCACCCUCGCGCUCGCGAGCCUCAAGCUCGACUGCACCGCCGUGGGCAGGAGCAUGGUCGAGGACUGGCUCGCGCGCAGGGGCCAGGAGGACGUGGCGGAGGACGCUGCGGGGUAUGCGAAGGUGCUCGAGCUGUAUUGCCUGCACCUCCUGCCCCGCCUCGAGGAGUGGGACUAUGCGGAUGACUUUUUGCGCUAUGAGCAUGAGCUCCCCGCUGAUACCCGGAAAUACAGCCCGUGUGUCCGUGUCAGCGGUUCGCCCAUGAACAUCGUGGACGACCCACUGACAUCGACCGCUGUGUUCUGGGUAGCGGGCCAUUUCUGA
Messenger RNA from Fibroporia radiculosa, 795 nucleotides. RefSeq lists its product as uncharacterized. NCBI's taxonomy places the organism in Eukaryota, Fungi, Basidiomycota, Agaricomycetes, Polyporales, Fibroporiaceae. The coding region runs from base 1 to 795 and encodes 264 amino acids. The record is from RefSeq and is a predicted model, not a curated record. The transcript has 2 exons.